GGAAGUUCUUGCAGAAGGCUGCUUGUCUUCCCAGUGGUUUUCCCCACUCUGCCUUCAGCAAGCCACAACUUUCACCAAUUGGUCAGCGUGCCAACCUGAAUACUUCCUUUUGAUGUCUAGUUGCAGUCUAGCCCGAGUGAGCACGCAGCUGUAUCGUCUUUCCCUUCAGCCACAGUAGUGGAACUUGCAUCUGGUUCUAAGGAUUGAUGACGUCACCCAUGACAAGCUUAGCAGCCUAAGAAGAGCUACCCAGGAGGGUUCAGCUUCUCAUCAACUCAGUGUGGAGCCAGGAUGUUUGCGAAUCAAAUGUGGUUAUUUCCUUUCCUCCCACCCUUGGAAGUUAGAGUCCUGGCACACAAUUUGGGGACGAAUGAAUUACUAUUUGAGGUACAUGUUCAGAACAUUGCUCUGUCAGAUUCUACUGUAGAAAAGAUCACCUUAGUUUUUCCUGAAACAUGCAUUGAAACAGAAACUAAUACCUUCAACGUAACCGCAGAAGAUGGAGAUGAUACUUUCGAAGAAAUUACACUUUUGAAACCAAUGGAUAGACACCGGUAUUUCUGCCAAAUUCCGAUCAAGCAGGACAUUUUGGAAAGACCUGAUGGCAUAUGGAAAUUAACUGAACAAGCAAUACUGGAUAUACAGUGGAAGGGUGGUGUUGGUGAUAUGACAUUGGAACAGAAACUACAACUUGAUAAGGAAGUUCUACGUUAUGGAACCAUAAGUGUGUCAGUAGAAUCAAUGCCAGAUAUUGUUUUUCUGGAAGAGCCUUUCCACAUGACCUGUAAGGUUACAAAUUUCACUAACAAGAAGAUGAAACUGUUUUUGAAGUUGUGUCAUACAUAUAAUAUUCGUUGGCAUUUAGCUGGAGGGAAGUAUCUGGGGAUGCUUAGUCCAAGAAAAUCACUGAGCUUUACGGUAAACCUGCUAUUCAUCAAAUAUGGACUACAACGUGUCUCUGGCAUACAAAUAACUGACAAGAUCAGUAACAAAACAUACUGUUGUGAAAAUAUUGUGACUGUCCGUGUGGAACCAACCUUGGAGCAAAUGGAUACUGCAGAUUUUUCCAUCCGCAUCAGGCAGAAAACCAGUGCAUUUUAAUCCUGAGAAAACAUCACCAUCAUCAAAUCUGAGCAAAGGUUAUUGCAGAGUGCUUCCUCUGACACUCUGAAUGCUAUUGAAAAUUAAAACCUCAUGCCAAAA
Molecule: messenger RNA, 1203 nt
Organism: Ochotona princeps (American pika)
Lineage: Eukaryota; Metazoa; Chordata; Mammalia; Lagomorpha; Ochotonidae
Product: trafficking protein particle complex subunit 13-like
Exons: 2
Coding region: 292-1101 (269 amino acids)
Cellular component (GO): TRAPPIII protein complex
Source: RefSeq, a predicted model, not a curated record